AUGUCUGAUCAACUGAUGCUGAGUCUCCAAGUUCCAGCAACAAGUACCGUCAAACCUCCUCAAACCCCUAGAUCUACAUCAACUACAAAUAAUUCAUUCUUAGCAUCAGGAAGUCAUCAUAAACAUCAUCAAAGCAUAACUCCUUCCUUCACGUUUGGGCUCAACUUCCUGCCUUCCUUCCAAUUCCAAUCACCUAUACAUUCGGUAUCACCGCAGAAGUUCUUUAAUGUUGCAAAUAAUCUAAACAAAGCUAUUACUGGAUCCACCCUUAGUAAGAAGUUAACCACCACCGCCACUACUACAGCAACAACUCCCAGCAUUAAUAAUAAAGAUAAGCAACCUCCUAUCACGGUGACGGUUACUACUCCUUCAAGAUUAGCUAAUCGAUUUAUGGAUUCCUUAAGAAGAACCAAGAGUGAAGUAGAUACUAGUAUAGGUUCUGAUCUUGCCGAAAUUGAUAACGAAUCUGUUGAUGAUUCCAUACGAACUCAAGAUGAUAGCUUAAGUUUAUUCUCUGGAACUUUUGUUAAUGAUUCAAUCAAUGCCAGUGUUAGUCAUCCUAAUUUAACUUCAUUAUCUUCUAUCUAUGAAGACGAUGAUGUGAAAGAAGGAGUUGUACAAAAUCCAACAUCUGAUGAUAAUACCUUCUUAACUCCUAACAAGUUGAUCUUAGCAGUCGAAAACAACAAUAACAUCAAUAAUAAUAAUAAUAAUCAAACUCCAAGUCGUUUCACAGCAACUAUGAGUCUUGCAUCUGCACCUGCAUUAGUUCCCAUAAAACCAAAGAUAGACAAUAAUGCUACCGACGCCAUAAGAAAUAGCAUUAAAAGGAGAAAAUUGUCAGCUGUAGCUGAACGUAAUAUCCAAGACUCUCCUAAUAAUUCAAUUGCAUCUCAAAUCGAUUCUACAGUGGAUUCCCCUAUUCAAAAGAGGAAAUUGUCGAUCGAUUCUGUUAAUACUUCAGCUGACAGUGGUGACAAAGUAUGGUAUGAUGAAUUGGAUGAAGUCUUAAUCAAAUCCUUUUUAAAAUAUAGAAAUUUCCGUGAAAAUCAAAAAGGAUAUCAUUUAUCAUCUGUGCUUAAAAACACAUCUCAAAAUAAAGUAUUAUCAAGAAUGAUUUUUAAUAAAACUGGUAUUUUAAGAACUUCAAAACAGAUCUCAUCUCGUUUAUUUAGAUUAUCAAAGCAAAAUAGACUAGAUAAACAAAAAUCAUCCGCUCCUUCAUUCACCUCAUCAAUGGAGAUUUCAUUAAAUGAUGAAUUUCUGGAUUUAAUGCAGACUCCAUUAGAUGAUUUCAUUUCAAAUAGUCAGUUACAUGGUUCAGGUUCGAUGUCUGGAUCCACUGGUAAUCUUAAUGAUUCAAUGGAUUCCAUCAAAACUAAUGAAAUCAUAGAUCAAGAAUUAUAUGCAUUGUUAUCAUCUCCUCCUAAUGAGUUAUUGGAUGAAUCUAUUCAAUGUAGUUUGAGACUUCAAGAUUUAAAAAUCCAAUUCAUAAAUCAUUCAAAUUCAUCUGACAAUCAUACAUUUGCCAAAUUGAAUAAAAUCCUGCAUUCGUCAUUACCAUUAAUAUCUGCACCUUCAAAGUUUAAUCAGCAUCUCAUUCAACCAGAUUUAUUAUUACGUUUGAAUCAAUCCGCUGUUCCUAUUUGGUAUUUGACUCAUGAUAUAAAUAUCAACAUAACUACUUCGCAUCAACUUGUAACUUCAACUCCAAUUUCACCGUUUAAUAACCAAGUUCAACCACAAUUAUCAAAUAAUCAAUCAUUCAAUCUCUUAAAUGGAGUAUUUGAAUCAUUUAUGAAGAUUGAAAUCGAGGCCAAUUCUAAUACUCAACAAUCAAUGUUAAGUUGGAAGUCAUAUACUAAGAUUUUUUCUAAUAAUAAGGAAGUAUUAUUGGAAAAUGUUGAGAUUGUUAAUGCUUAUUCUGAUUUAUUGGGCCAAAAGUAUAAUUUACAAUAUCCAUUAUUAAAGAGUUUCUUUGCAGGCUAUUUAAAUUUUUUAAUUAAUGGAUCAUUUAAAAAUGGUGUGGAUAAUUUAACCAUUGUUCAAGUAUUAUAUCAGAACAAUAAUGACGAUGUUAAAUUUGAUCAAUCUAAUUCUACUAUUUAUGGAUGUUUCAUUCACAAUGUUAAGUUUAAUCAAAGUAAUUCGCCUGGUUCAAUUGAUCUUGAAAUUAUAAAUUUAACAGAUAAAGCUGUCCUCGAAACCAAUCAAACUCCUGAAAAUGUCAAUGAUUCUCAAAUACAAAUACAAAUUCCAAAAGAGCAGCACGAAGAAGAUGAUGAUAAUGAAACUAUCAUGGCUGAUUCAUCACCAUAUAAGCCAUCUCCUAGAACUGAUCUUCGUGAAUCACCAACCAAGGGUCCUGGUCCUAAUUUCCUUUCAAUUGAUAUGGAUAAAGUUCAUGCUGUUGGAAAUAUUGAUGGUCCUCAUACAGCUCCAAUUUAUAAUGCUGAUAUUGUUCAUAAGUACAAUAAGAAUAUGUUAAAGCAACAAGAACAAUUACGUAUUCAGAUUAAGAAUCAUCAACAUCAACAAGGUUAUGUAAAUGAAGGACAAGGUGAACCUCCUCAUUCGGCACCAGGGGUCAUGAAUCAAGGAUUCCCCUUGCAACUAGGACAAUCCCAACUUCAACCUCAAGCACCAAUGACGGCACCAAUUGAACAAAAAUCUGCAUUUAUGCUGAUGCCUAUGAAUUCAAACCCACAAUUUAUACAGCAACCUUUUGUUCAGCAGCAACAACCACAACAUCAACAGCAGCAACAACAACAACAACAACAACAAUUGAUGGUGAAUUUAGGUAGUGGAUUCGUUCCUUUUGCUAGUUUGCACCCUACAUUGCAAGAACAAUUUAUGCUGGCUCAUAGACAGUUAGAAAUGCAAAGACAAGGUCAACAGCAAUAUAUGUUACAACAACAACAACAACAACAAUUAUUUAUGAAUGAUAUCUCAGGUCAAGCACAAUAUUAUAGUGCUCCACAACAACCUAUGCUUCAACAAGUUCCAGUUCAACAACCUCAAGUACAACAACCCCAACGAGCAUUACCAGUCGUUGCUGCUAAUAAAUUUCCUAUAAUAUCACGUAAUUCUUCAACUACAUCAAUUUCAAGCACCAAGGAUUCUAAUAAAGAGAAUAUCAAACCUAAAGAAAUAAAGUUUGGUCCAAUCUUAGAAUAUGAUCCAUCUAAGGAUUCAAAAUCAAUCCAACAAAGUAAAACCUCAAAACAAGCUAACGGGGUUCAUAGAUUCCCAAUCAACACUCCUGUAUCCAUUUAUAAACCAAAGAAAAGUAAGUAA
Scheffersomyces coipomensis is the source of this 3297-nucleotide messenger RNA. RefSeq lists its product as uncharacterized. Gene Ontology annotation, cellular component: TRAMP complex. The transcript has a single exon. Gene Ontology annotation, biological process: nuclear polyadenylation-dependent rRNA catabolic process; regulation of DNA-templated transcription; nuclear mRNA surveillance of mRNA 3'-end processing. The coding region runs from base 1 to 3297 and encodes 1098 amino acids. Gene Ontology annotation, molecular function: DNA-binding transcription factor activity; RNA binding. NCBI's taxonomy places the organism in Eukaryota, Fungi, Ascomycota, Pichiomycetes, Serinales, Debaryomycetaceae. The record is from RefSeq and is a predicted model, not a curated record.